AUGUCAGGUGUUAUUAGCGAAGAGAAGAUGGGAAUGCUUAGAAAAAUUCAGCAAAUAUGGAAGCACAUCUGUCCAUCAAAGCGAGUUACAGCGUUCAUUAAUGUUUUGUCAUUGAUUGAUCAGAAACGAGAGCACGAUAACCAUCAGCGUGGUACAACCAAGAAGCGAAAGGAUAGACCAGAAGUGCAAGACGAGUAUGAAACGGAUAAAGAUUAUAUUGCCGAUUGGGGUGAAGUUGAAGACCAUGAGAAUCAAAAUGAUGGUGGAAACGAUGAUAUUGAUAAAGACACCCGUGCUAAAGUUGAUAAAGAGGCAUUUCGUCAAUCAUUCGAAAAAAUACCAGAAACAGAAAAAUUAAAAUUAAGUUCUGGUAGAGUAGUUGAGGAUAUACUUUUCAAUUACGUAAAAGACAAUGAUUACGAAGAUCAUGCGCAUUCUUUUAUCAUAAAUUAUGAUGAUCAAGGUAUUAGAGAGUUGUUCCAAUGA
This is a messenger RNA of Funneliformis caledonium, 486 nucleotides long. NCBI's taxonomy places the organism in Eukaryota, Fungi, Glomeromycota, Glomeromycetes, Glomerales, Glomeraceae. The record is from the annotation of a GenBank genome assembly.